CGUCCGAGGCAACCGAUCCGCUUUCGACCCCAGAGAACGGAGGCAGCGCGAGGGCUCGAGGGGGGAGUUCUCGCACACGGGCCAAUGAAAACGAGCGGGGCGUCAGAUGGACGUCGGCUUCCGCCAAUGGGGCGGCGCGGAGGGGUUGUUGUUCCUCCUUUGUGUAAGCUCGAGGACGCCAUGCCGAGGACGCUCUCGUGAGAAGGUUCUGGAGGUUCUUAUUCCGUUGAGUUUAGUGAGGGGAAAAAAAACGGUGUUUGAAACCUGUUAUUUUUUUUUAAAAACCGUUUCCGCUGACGUUAUCGUAGCCUUUUAUUAUUUCAUUUCUUAGUUUCCUCGGGAAAUGGCAACGGGAGCUAACGCUACCCCGCUAGGAAAGCUGCACCCCAGUAUCGGCGCCAAGCGAGGUUUCGAAGCCGGGCCUGGAGCGGGUCUCAUGGCUCCGCCGGGCCCGCCUGUGCCUUUCCCGCCUCCUCCUAAUUUCCAGCAGCCGCCGCCGCCUCCCGUGCCUUUCCCGCCGGGCCACCAGUUCCCCCAGCCCGCGGCGGGGGCCUCGUUUCCUCCUCCUCCUCCUCCGCCGCCGCCGCCGCCGCCGCAGCAGCCGGCAGCCGGGAUGCAGCCGCAGUCGGGCGGCGGAGACUUCGGCCAGAAGAAACGCAAGCGGAGCCGCUGGAGCAGCGAGACUCCGGACCAGAAGACGGUGAUCCCAGGCAUGCCGACCGUGAUUCCGCCCGGGCUCACGCGAGAGCAGGAAAGAGCAUACAUAGUCCAACUGCAGAUCGAAGACCUGACUCGUAAACUGCGUACAGGAGACCUGGGAAUCCCUCUUAACCCUGAGGACAGGUCCCCCUCGCCGGAGCCCAUCUACAACAGCGAGGGCAAGAGGCUGAACACGCGGGAGUACCGCACCCGCAAGAAGCUGGAGGAGGAGCGGCACCUGCUCAUCCAGGAGAUGGUGGGCCUGAACCCCGAGUUCAAGCCCCCCGCGGAUUACAAGCCCCCUGCCACCCGCGUCAGUGACAAGGUGAUGAUUCCCCAGGACGAGUAUCCCGAAAUCAACUUUGUGGGCCUGCUGAUCGGACCACGAGGCAACACCCUGAAGAACAUCGAGAAGGAGUGCAGUGCCAAGAUCAUGAUCCGGGGGAAGGGCUCGGUGAAGGAGGGCAAGGUGGGCCGCAAGGAUGGCCAGAUGCUGCCCGGGGAGGACGAGCCGUUGCACGCCCUGGUCACCGCCAACACCAUGGAGAACGUCAAGAAGGCCGUCGAGCAGAUCCGCAACAUCCUCAAGCAAGGCAUCGAGACCCCCGAGGACCAGAACGACCUGCGCAAGAUGCAGCUGAGGGAGCUGGCGAGACUCAACGGCACCCUGCGGGAGGACGACAACCGGAUCCUGAGGCCGUGGCAGAGCUCGGAGCCGCGCAGCAUCACCAACACGACGGUCUGCACCAAGUGUGGUGGCGCAGGGCACAUCUCCUCUGACUGCAAGUUCACCAGCUCUUUCGCCUCCAGGCCGGGGGAGCCGCAGUCGGCCCAGGACAAGGCCCGGAUGGACAAGGAGUACCUGUCCCUGAUGGCGGAGCUGGGCGAAGCUCCCGUUCCGUCCUCUUCGGGCGGCCACUCCAACGCCCCGCACCACGGCGGCCAUCGGGGCUCGGGCCCCGGCGGCAACCAGCCCCAGCAGAACCGGCCGCCCUGGAUGAACUCCGGCCCGUCUGAGAACAGGCACUUUCCCAGCAUGCAUGGCGGCCAUGGCGGCCACGGCGGCCCGGGAGGGCAUCACAACUUCCCGCCGCCGAUGGGAAUGGGCGGCCCACCCAUGCCGCCCAACCCCAACGGGCCCCCUCCUCCUUGGAUGCAGCCCCCCCCUCCUCCGAUGAACCAGGGUCCUGGGCCACACGGACACCCCCAUAUGGGCCUGCUGCCGCCUCCAAUGGGUCUGAUGCCCCCUCCUCCACCUCCCAAUAGCCAGCCGCCGCCGCCGCCUUCAGCGCCGCUCCCUCCGUGGCAGCAGCAAGCCCCCCCUCCGCCUCCGACCAGCAGCAUGGCCACCAGCGCACCGCUGCCAUGGCAACAGAACACCAUCACCACCUCUUCUCCGGGCUCUGGAAACCUGCCCCCUUGGCAGCAGCAGCAGCAACAGCAACCCCCGCCCCCCAUGGAUCCCUCCAACUUCGUCACGAUGAUGGGGAUGGGGGUCCCCGGGAUGCCGCCCUUUGGGAUGCCCCCUGCGCCCCCUCCUCCGCCCCCCCAGAACUAAGCUGCCCCCCCUCCUUCCACCCUCCCACCCCCGGGUGGAGCAGAUGUGCGGACUCUGACCUUAACGCAACUGUUUUUAGAAAAAAACAACACGAUGUAAAUACUGGAUUUCCACACAGGGCAUUUUUAAAAGGGGAAACUUUUAACGUUGACAUCACCACGCUGUUCUCUAAAGGUUUGGAGUGUGGUGGUGAAACCAGUAUACUGGUCCCAUACCCUCGAGGCCCUCUUGCAGAGUCUUUCACGAGGGAGGAGAGUCCUCCUGUGUGGAACAGUCUUAGACCUGAUGAACGUGGCGCUCUUUCGAGUUGGUUUUAGACUUGAAACACCGGAAGACCCCUGUGUGUGUGUGUGUGUGUAAUUAUUCUGCUGUGGAGGUCUGAGCAUGACGGGGGUGCUGUACUGAGGAACAGUGUCGGCAUUCCCAGCCCAGCCCCAGGUAAACUGAUCAAUCCCGUGUUUCUUCCCUGUAAAUCUCACCCUGACAUCGACCUCUUUUGUCUUCUAGCUUGCAAAUUGCAACUUGAGUUUGCUGUCCUAGCUUAGGACUCCUGGUUGUUUUUUUUUUGGGGGGGGGUCAGUUAUGUGUAUAUUGUUUCCUAGUGAGAUGUUUGGUUUUUCAUUGUUGUAAAAACACGGCUUCCUUGGUAAUUUUGUGAUCCGAAGAGGCGAUCCUCCCCAGUCCUGGUUUGCAAUGAAAAAUGAACCCCUGGGAUCUUUCUAAAAUUACUCAUUAGGGCCUAAUGGGGCAUAGGUCAUUUAAUUUCAAGCUGUGGAUGGAAACCCGAUUUGUAAAUCUUUUUAUUUUCCCCUGUAAUGGGUAGUUUGGGCUUCCGAGAUCCUCUGAAUCGCGGGAAGAUCUUCUAAGCCACAGAACGGUUUUAUUUGCGAAGUCAAAUUCAGAAGCUGUGGGAAAAUGUGAUUGAAAGGUCGGUGUUGCUAAUGGGUGGUGCCUGUUGCUUUUGAAACGGCAGAAGCCUUUUCUCUCCUCAACAGAUGAGAACCGUUUCCCCGAGUAGACAGAUCUAAGCUGUUCUUCACCAGCUGCCGCCCCCUCUCCCUCAGGGUUUUUUCUUGUCAUUCAAAACCGCGUCCUGAAACUGACCAUCUAAAAGGCCCCUGGCAAGACCUGCAGUUUGUCUGCCUUAAAAUGUGCAAGUCGUCAGAUGUGAAGAGUAUUACGAAUGUUCCUGAACUGGCAUCGAAAAUGUGUCAUCUGUUAAACGUGUAAAAAGACUUUUUGUAGUUUGUUUUUUUUAAGCUUGUUCUCCCCAAGUUGGACAUCUGGGCCCCAUGCCCCCUGUGACCUUGCCAGCAACACUACGUAUUGGUCAGUGUGCUUUGUGGUCUUGCUACCAGGAGUUCUGCUGUGCCCCCUUCCCAGCCCCCUGAGCGGCUUUUUGAUAUAUCGGUUCUAUUGACUUUCUAUUAUUGAUGUUUAUUUUCUGUAUCUUUUCAGUGAAAAUAAAGGGGAGUUAUAAAUUUACAGAA
Molecule: messenger RNA, 3747 nt
Organism: Lepisosteus oculatus (spotted gar)
Lineage: Eukaryota; Metazoa; Chordata; Actinopteri; Semionotiformes; Lepisosteidae
Source: RefSeq, a predicted model, not a curated record